Molecule: messenger RNA, 1998 nt
Organism: Chaetomium fimeti
Lineage: Eukaryota; Fungi; Ascomycota; Sordariomycetes; Sordariales; Chaetomiaceae
Exons: 2
Coding region: 262-1818 (518 amino acids)
Biological process (GO): protein polyubiquitination; positive regulation of proteasomal ubiquitin-dependent protein catabolic process; ubiquitin-dependent protein catabolic process
Cellular component (GO): cytoplasm; ubiquitin ligase complex
Molecular function (GO): zinc ion binding; ubiquitin conjugating enzyme binding; ubiquitin protein ligase activity
Source: RefSeq, a predicted model, not a curated record
CCGGCUGCAAGGCAACAUCUUUGCCGUCGAGUCAUACCAGCCUCCGGUACUCCGCAUUUCCUCGCCGUCUACCCGGAGGCGCUGGAACACGGUUCCGUCCAGCACCCAUAAGCCGGCACGAUUCCCCCAACAACUCGCAAGCGGAAAGCCGCUGAGGCGACGAUAUCCUCUACUUCCACUGCCCCCAACAAGAGGAUACUCGCCUCAGCCGGCCCCGAGAUCGCACCGCCCACUCCAGUGACUACAGCGUCCAACGGCGAUAUGGACACCGACGACGACUUCAUGUCCAACGUCUCUAGUGAAGACGACAUGCACCCAGAUGACAGCGAUAAUGACAUAUCUGGCGACGAAGACUUUGGCUUCGACGAUGAACCGGACGUUUAUAUCGACUCCCCAAAAGAAAUCGGGCAUAAGAAGAAGGCCGCGUACGAUAUCAGCUUCAGGGUCUUUCAGCCAAGCGACAUCCAGAAACAACAAGACGAGCUUAUCGACGAGGUCAACAUGAUUCUGGAUAUCUCCAAAGCAGAGGCGGCCAUUCUCCUCCGCUACUUCAGGUGGAAUAAAGAGCGGUUGAUUGAGGACUAUAUGGACAGGCCAGGUCAAGUUCUCGAUGCUGCCGGCCUUGCCCAGUCAACGGCCGGGCCACCCAAGAUGAAGGUUGUUUCCGACUUUGUCUGCGACAUCUGCUGCGAGGAUGAGCCCGGGCUCGAGUCGUUUGCCCUCAAGUGCGGUCACAGGUAUUGCGUGGACUGCUAUCGCCACUAUCUAUCGCAGAAAAUCCAAGGAGAGGGCGAGGCAGCCCGCAUUCAAUGCCCCUCUGAAGGCUGCACAAUCAUCAUCGACGCCCGGUCGUUGGAUCUCCUCGUCACUCCGGAAUUGACCGAGCGAUACCAUGAGCUUCUCCAUCGAACUUAUGUGGAAGACAAGGAGGCGCUCAAGUGGUGCCCGGCCCCAGACUGCCAGAACGCCGUCGAGUGUGGGGUGAAAAAGAAGGACCUAGAUAAGGUGGUCCCCACCGUCUCCUGUCUCUGCACGCACCGGUUCUGCUUUGGUUGUAUAUUGAACGACCACCAGCCGGCGCCGUGCGAGUUGGUGAAGAAGUGGCUCAAGAAAUGCGCUGAUGACUCGGAGACGGCUAACUGGAUCUCCGCCAACACCAAGGAAUGCCCGAAGUGUAACAGCACAAUUGAGAAGAAUGGCGGCUGCAACCACAUGACUUGUCGCAAGUGCAAGCACGAGUUCUGCUGGAUGUGCAUGGGCCUUUGGUCCGAGCACGGCACGAGCUGGUACAAUUGCAACCGGUUCGAAGAAAAGAGCGGUUUGGACGCCAGGGAUGCGCAAGCUAAAUCCCGUGUGUCCCUGGAGCGGUAUUUGCACUACUACAACCGCUACGCCAACCACGAGCAAUCGGCCCGUCUGGACAAGGACAUCUACCACAAGACGGAGAAGAAAAUGGUCCAGCUGCAGAAGGAAUCGGGCAUGUCCUGGAUAGAGGUGCAGUACCUGAAUUCUGCCUCUCAGGCGCUGCAGACAUGCCGCCAAACCCUGAUGUGGACGUACGCCUUCGCCUUCUACCUCGCCCGCAACAACCUGACCGAGAUCUUCGAAGACAACCAAAAGGAUCUGGAAAUGGCUGUCGAGGCCCUCUCUGAGAUGUUCGAGAAGCCGAUCUCGGAGCUCGCGGACUCGAAGCUCAAGGUGGAGAUCAUGGACAAGACGUCGUACUGCAACAAGCGGAGGGUGAUUCUCCUGGAUGAUACUGCCCAAAAUCUGGCUGAAGGUAUGGUGAUGCGGACAAUCCUCUGUUUUUGGCGAUAAACGACUAACAAGUACUAGGACGAUGGACCUUUAACAUUGAGUUGACUGGCUCGAUGCCCAGCAGCGGAUCGAGCGCUCAGCGUUAAAGGAACUUUCGCCUCGGGCCUGGCAUCGCAGGAUUGUUCGCAAGGAUGCGCGCAAGAUGGCGAAGGCUUUUAUUUCCGAUAUUGGGGCGGCAAA